Messenger RNA from Cetraspora pellucida, 504 nucleotides. Lineage: Eukaryota; Fungi; Glomeromycota; Glomeromycetes; Diversisporales; Gigasporaceae. The record is from the annotation of a GenBank genome assembly.
CUGUUAAAACCAAAGAUGAGGCAAUUAAACAAGAAAAGAUUGCAGAGAAGAGACGAAUGACAGCAAUCAGAAAUCGCAGACAAAUCUCUUUAUCUGGCACUAAGGUUACUCGACAAACUACUACCGAAACACUUGUUAAAAAAUUCAUUACUUAUCGUAAAAAGGAUGGUGGCUUUAAAAUUACCGAUGAGCUUGCGCAACACCUUGGAUUUCUUAAUAGAGAAUCCUUGGAAAUAGCAAUACGUACUCACUUUGUUUCUGAUAAUUUGGCAAAACUUCCUAGUGAAAUUUUGGUCGCUGCUGUAGCGAUAUGGUAUUUCCGUUUGUUGGGUGUAGAUCAUCGUCAACAUUGGUCCACUGAAUGCGAUUCAUUACAUAAAUGGAUAAGUUUACAAAUUAACAAUCCUCAAAUUGAACGUGAACUUUUGGGAUCUGCCAAAGAAUUUGUUAUCACAAGAUAUAACAUUGAUGAUGAGGUUGUUGAACUCGAUGCUCCAUACCAAG